Messenger RNA from Mercenaria mercenaria, 2927 nucleotides. RefSeq names its product zinc finger protein ZXDC-like. Lineage: Eukaryota; Metazoa; Mollusca; Bivalvia; Venerida; Veneridae. Bases 435 to 2786 code for a protein of 783 amino acids. The record is from RefSeq and is a predicted model, not a curated record. Gene Ontology annotation, biological process: regulation of transcription by RNA polymerase II. The transcript is spliced from 3 exons. Gene Ontology annotation, molecular function: DNA-binding transcription factor activity; RNA polymerase II cis-regulatory region sequence-specific DNA binding.
UAAUAGUUACAAGUGAAGUUGAUGCUAGAAGUGAAACAAGAACAAGAAGUGCAAGAAAAGUGAAGAAAAAAGUAGAUGAAGAUUUUGAGUAUUACGAAUCAGAAAAGUUUAACAGGAAAACUUUAGUAGAUUCCAAACAAAACCAAAAUCACAAGAAAAAGGUUCUAGUGAAAGAAAAAAAUGCGGAAAAUGUCAGCAACGCUGAAAAUUUAUCUAAAUCAGAAUACAUAGGACCUGACCCUGAAAAUGUGAAAGACACUGCAGAUACUGAUAUUGGUGAUGAAGUGCAGUGUACUAUUAUUACAGACAUAAAAUGUUUUGUAUGUAAUUUGUCAUUUUCUGAAAGAGAAACCUAUGUCAAGCAUAUCAAAAAAUUACACAAAACACUCAUUCCGUGUGAGUAUUGUGAUGUUUCUUUUCAAACCAAAGCUGAAAUGUGGGAACAUUUGAAAGAAUCACACAAUGUAGAUAUCAAAGAAGGAAAAUAUAAGUCAUCUGUAUUCAGGUGCACAUUUGAAAAUUGUUCAAUGGAAUUCAGUCGAGAGAAAAACCGGCAAAGGCAUAUUAAUAGUGUUCACUUGAAAAUACAUUAUCAGUGUAAAUUUUGUGGAGUUCGCUAUAAACAAAUAGAUUCUCUAAAAAAUCAUUUAAAAGUUAAACAUGACAUUGAGUUGACAGACAUACAGUUGGAUAAAUGUGUGAUAGAUAGGAAAACACCCUAUAAAUGCCCCUAUGAAGAAUGUUCAAAACAAUUUAAUCAUAUAUCUAACUUUAAAAAGCAUAUAGAUGCUGUUCAUUUAAAUCUGAGAAAUUUCCAGUGUGAAUUUUGUGAACAGCGUUUGAAGACGUCUAGCUCUCUGAAGUUUCAUAUUGCUGCCCGUCAUACAAAAGAUGAUGACAAAAAACUUUACAAAUGUGAUGUUUGCAGUAAAACAUUCCUCAGAAAGGGGAGUCUACAGCUUCAUGAAACUCUGCAUACAAAUGCCAAAAAUUACUCCUGCAGCUUUGAUGGGUGUGGAAAAUUAUUCAGAUUAAAGAGUAACUUGACCAAGCAUCAGAAGAUUCACAAUGAUGUGAAACCUCACCAAUGUGAAGUUUGUGAGGAGAGAUUCAGUAGAAAGACUUACCUAGAGACCCAUAUGUAUAAACAUACAGGUGUAAAAGACUAUAGCUGUGAUAUUUGUCAAAAGUCCUUCUCACAGAAAGGCAACCUGAUGACCCACAAAUUACUCCACAACCGAGAAAGAACUAUCUACAAGUGCCCCAGAUGCUCACAGGCAUUUAAUUUCAAGUCUAAUAUGAAAAAACAUCUACAGAGGCAUUCAACACAUGUGGUUAUGAACAGAAUAUUUAACAAAAACUUUGAAGAAACUGAAAGUGAAGGAAGAGCCAGCAAGUGCACUGGGAGUUCCCCUUCUCAAACUUGCUCGAAUGAUACUGAGACAGUUUCAGAAACAGUUAAAAUGAAAGCAAAUGUAAGUACUGAACACAAAGGAAACUUUGGGGCAUUUACCCCUAACAAAAUAUGGCUAACUCCAAAUGUUUUGAGUACACUUCAGAAUGGUGCUAAGGCAGUCGUUCUUGUAAUGAAUCCUUUUAAAAAUUCCCUGGAUGCUAAAGGUCAAGGGAAAGACAUGAACACUGUCACAGAAGAAAACAUUGUUGACAACGUUACAAUGGAAAGUGAUAAAGGAGGCUCCAAUUAUUGUUCAGUUUUGAAACCUCCACAGCAGAGGUCAGUUGCAUGUAGUACUGGACAGAAAUCGAAUGAGAUCCAAGUAGAUUCAGUAAAUGAUAAAUCAGAUAGACUACAUGCUGAACAAGAGACUGUUGCUAUAUCUGAUAAUUUACCAGGUUUUAGCACUACAGAAGAACAUGGAAAUGAUAUUAAAAGUGUAGGGCAUGACACCAGUAACCCUGUGUAUGUGUGUAUUGAAGACGUAACACACCAACUUUCAAUGGCAUCAAAAGCUGAGAAUGAAAUGUCCAAUUUUCCAAAAUCUCGGGUAAAACGUCCUGUAUUGGCGGAAAAAAAUCCCACUUUUACAAUCGAAUUUGACAGUAAUGGUAUGCCAAUUGCUAGGUUGAAGGAAAUAGAACAGUUGUCAGGCAGUAAUAGUUCCUGUGUAGUGCUUAAUUCUCAACAGACUGCAAGUGAAAUGGCCAAGUCUGAACAUAUAGUUAAUGACAUUGUGGAAGUAACAAGUGAAACAGACAAGUGUGUGGAAACAACUGGUGAACUUGUAGCAAUUAAUGAUUCUAUACUAAAUGUCUCAGCCGAAAAUCCAGGCAUAGAGAUUGAAAGAGGACAUGUUUCUAAUUUGCCACCAACAGAAACUGAAACUGUUUCAAAGACAAUAGAUAAGCGUGAUUGUGGUGACAUGCAUGAGAUAUCUUGUCAGAAUUUAAAUACUGAUUUUCAGGAGGAUAUAAAUGUAGAUAGUCCGACAGUUACAAGCUCUUACAAUCAGAAUAAUCAUUCUUUGCUAAACCAUCAUACCCAAUAUUCUGCUGUUGGGAACAUGUCUAUACCAUUUAGUGCCAGCGAUAUACCUAAACAACUAAAUUUAAGAUAUCCUAUAAGUAAUCCACUGUCAGCAGAGUCAGAAAUUUUUAAUAACAGUAAUGCUGUAGGUGAUGUUUUAUCAAAUACAGAUGAAAGGAACGAAUUGCAAACUUCAGAUAACUCGGACUUUGCUGUAAAAACUGAUUUAGUAGUUACUGAGGUUAAUCAUUUAAUUGUAACUAAGGAAACAGAUGAGGAAACUCCUGUUGAAAACUUUUAGAUAAUUACAAUUUUAUAUAUUGAAAGCACAACCAAACUGAUACCUCUAAUAUUUAUAUAAGGCAAAUCAAUUGUUUAAAAGUUGAAAUUUAUUUGAAUUCAAAUGAAUUGGUUUUAUUUGAAAUGUAAUGAUCUCUGUGUA